Molecule: messenger RNA, 1253 nt
Organism: Owenia fusiformis
Lineage: Eukaryota; Metazoa; Annelida; Polychaeta; Sabellida; Oweniidae
Source: the annotation of a GenBank genome assembly
ACCCAGAUGUAUUAGAGAAUGCUUGUUCAGCAGUCCUAGUAUAUGGCAUUACAGAUGCUGCAGCGACAUAUAUCAAUGGCAUAUAUAGUCGAGGCAGCGACAGGAACAACAGCCCGUCCUAUCUACGUAAUAAUGCUCCACCAAAGCUAAAGUUAUAUAAUGAUGGUGUGUUCGAUGAAAGAUGGAUCAUACAGAAUAUUGAUACACAUCAGGUCGUUGCCAAGAUAUCAGCUACUGACGUAUUACCUAACAGUAUCAUGGGCCAAUCAGAUUGGUUCGUCCGAACGAAUGAUGGAUUUAUAAAGAGUGACGUUAAUAUCGGUUGUAAGGUUGACGGUGGCUGGGGUGCUUUAUCGAACUACGGCACAUGUUCUAAAUCAUGUGGUGGCGGAACCAAAACUGCCACCAAGGAAUGCAAUAACCCUAUACCAUUCGGGGGCGGGCAGGAAUGUCUUUUACCCGAUGGGACUCGCGGAACCAGCUACACGGAAACAGCAGAAUGUAACACAGAGGCCUGUCGGGUGUGCACCAGUGAUGUCGACUGUUCACACGAACCCUUCAAGAAAACGUGCCGCGUCCAACCUAAUAGCGCUGGAAUUAGAGUGUGUGGGGAUCCUCACAUUAGACAGACCAUAAAGAACUCAGAUAGACCACUCUGUUACGAUUUCGUUGGCCAGCCUGGCAAGACGUACCUUUUUAUAAAAGAUAAGGAUUUUGAGAUAACCUCUCGGUUUGUGGACAACAAUGCCACAGACGACGACGGCAAACUUGUUGAAUACAUCAGUUCAGUAAACAUAAAGAAAGGACCAGUUGCUAUGACAUUUGAUCUUAACACAAUCAACAUCGCAAUAGAGGGCAAACAAAUAGAGAAGACAAAAUGGACCAUGGGAAAGAAAGCGUUGCCUGGUGGUAUCUGGAUGACCAUAGACAAAAAGAAAGCGAACGUGUUUCUAGAUGAUGGGAACACUACAGUUAAUAUCAUAAGAAAGGGCGCGUCACGAGGCAAUCCUUUUCUGAAUUUUGGAUUGUCUGAAAAGCAAAGUAGUAGACAAGCUAUCAAAAAAGCAUUUUACAUUGCAGGGGACUUGCGUAAUAAAGUAGUCUAUGCCCCAGGAGCAUCUGGAAAGAAUGGCACCAUUCGUUGGGCCGGCGUCUCCUUCCCCGUGCACGAUGAUGGAACGACCUGUCUUAAACUGGAUCCUUUCUAUGAACUGAAGUUCAACAUCCUGCUUCAAAUCUUCCAAGUUGACUAA